Messenger RNA from Phragmites australis (common reed), 896 nucleotides. RefSeq lists its product as uncharacterized. NCBI's taxonomy places the organism in Eukaryota, Viridiplantae, Streptophyta, Magnoliopsida, Poales, Poaceae. Bases 157 to 681 code for a protein of 174 amino acids. The transcript is spliced from 6 exons. The record is from RefSeq and is a predicted model, not a curated record. Gene Ontology annotation, biological process: rRNA 5'-end processing.
AUUGGGAAGUUUCAGUUCCUGUUACUUCCUUCUUGUCUGCAACCCCCUUCCCCUUACCCCUCCGCCGCCGCCGUCUGCGCUCGCCGUUGCCUGUGCGGCUGCGCUGCCGUUGCCCUGGCCCCAUCGCCGGACGCGUUAUUCCGGUGGAGGUAUACAAUGAGGCUGCUGCAAGCGGAGGAGUUGUUCCGGAAGGUUCUGGAGGGGUCGAAGACCAAGAAGGCACGACUGCUUGGGCUAGACGUCGGCAACAAGUACGUCGGGCUGGCCGUCUCCGAUGAUCAGAACAGGAUCGCUUUGCCUCUAAGUGUCUUGAGUCGGACAAAGACAAACAUCAACUUGAUGGCAGAUGAUUUCAAAACAUUGGUUUCGAAGUAUUCCCUCGCUGGUUUCGUUGUGGGCUAUCCAUUCAGCCUUCAUGGUCAACCUAGUCCAGAUGCAAUUCAAGUAAGUCUUCUUGCUGGAGAACUUUGCAAAACCGGGAAACUUGAUGAUCAGUGCUACACAUAUUGGGAUGAAAAUUUCACCUCAAAGUGUGUAGAAGCCCUCUUACAUCCUCUGAAUCUAAAAAACCGGGAUGAGGCCAAAACAAUGACAGAUAAAUUUGCUGCAGUUUGCAUACUCCAGGGUUAUCUUGAUAACAUGAACAGAAAAUUGAGAUCUGCAGAUAAGUCUGAAGCAUAAGGUGACAUGUAAGCUCCAUUAAACUAAACCAACGAGCAGGGAUCAGCUUCUGGUUGGUCAGAUUUGUGCAGAGUUUGGAGGCUAGUUUUUGCCAUCUUUGUUAUUUACAUAGUUUAAUGCCCUUUUGCUUCUGAAAUGUUCUUCAGACUUGCAGUCUUUCUUUGAAGGGAUUUUUGUCUGUGGGACAUUGAUAAAAUGUGUUUUGGUCUCUAGCA